AUGAAGAAAGUGACUCUGCGAAAAAAUACCCUCCAUCAUAAAACGCUUUUGCGGAGGAGGAAUAAUAUUCUCGGAUCAGCUAAACUGAUACAACAGUUCGAUGAUCAGUACGAAGAAACUCAAGUGAAUCAAGUGUCGUUGAGGAUUGCUCGCCUCGAUGAGCUGUGGAAAACAUUUGAAGGCGUGCAGGACGAAAUAGAAGUGAUUGAAGACAAACAAGAAGACUUUGCGGAAUCACGACAAGAAUUUCACGACCUGUAUUUUGAGUUGAAGGCUUCGUUAACAAGUAAACUUCCUCGAAAUGAUCCUGUCCCUGGCACUCCAGUUCCCCAAAUAGCACAACAAAUCGCGCCUCCGGUUCAUCAAGUUGUGUCGGUUAAACUUCCGGAGUUGAAGAUGCCGGAAUUUGAUGGCCAACCGGAGCAGUGGAUCGAGUUUCGAGAUUUGUUCAAAUCGGUAAUUCAUUCCAACGUGCAAUUGUCGGCCGUGCAAAAACUACAUUACUUGCGCAGCAGCUUGAAAGGUGACGCUUCUCGUCUCAUAUCGUCCAUUGCGAUCUCCGCGGACAAUUAUGCGAUCGCAUGGAAAAUUAUAAGUGAUCGGUAUGAGAACACGGGUUAUCUGGUGAAACAGCAUAUGUCUGCAUUGUUCCGUGUACCAUCUGUGCGAAGGGGCUCUGCUUCUGCUCUGUCCGAAUUGGCGGACGAGUUUAAUCGCCACGUUGGAAUCCUUGACAAGCUCGAAGAUGAGGAUGCGCAUUGGAAUUCGUUUCUGGUGGAGCGCCUAAGCAGCCUGCUCGACGAAAGGUCUCUCCUAGAGUGGGAGACUCAGUGCAAAGAAGAAGAAGUGCCUCAAUAUUCCGUUUUGCUUGAGUUCAUACGAAAAAGAUCGCGUACUUUGCAAAAGUGUUCUACGGCAAGUGGCUCUUCGUCCAACGUACAAGUGAAACCCAUAAAGGUUAAAACCACCUCCUCUCACGUUGCCUCCGAAAAUGUGGUGAAAUGUCUGAGCUGUAAACAAGCUCACUCGUUGGUACAGUGUGAGGCGUUUAUCAAGCUAAGUGCAAACAAUAGAUUUGAUUUUGUCAAAAAACACCGGUUGUGUAUUAAUUGUUUAAGAGGUGGUCAUAUGGCUAAGGAUUGCCGUGCUAGUUUUUGUAGAACGUGUGGGAAGAAGCACCACAGUAUGUUACAUCUGCCAGCACAGUUGUCGACUUCAGCAGUCGUUGUAACACCGAGUGAAGAACAAUCACCAAGCACUUCCCAAGUGUACACAGCUAUUUGUUCUGUACCCACCACUACAUCUCAAUCGGACAUUGCUUAUUCGGUCGUGAACGCACCGCCGGUGGUGCUCACAAGUACAUUACCCCAGGCAAUUGUGUCGGUUUCGCAAAACGUUUCGUCACCUCUCGUCGCGAUCGAUGCGCCCCUCCCUCCGUCGCCGGUUGUUUCGUACGAAUCUGAACCACUUCCAUACUGCACCCAGCAGCCAGCUACAUCAUUAACACAGGCAAAUAAUACCUUUGAAAGUAUUGUGUUCCUAUCGACAGCCGUCGUUCGAGUUCGAGACGUAAACAAUGUGUACCACUUUGCACGUGCUCUAUUAGACAGUGGGUCUCAAUCGAAUUUUGUGUCCGAGUCACUUUGUCAGAAAUUAGACCUCAAACGCUCUCGAGUUAACCUCCCUGUCAGUGGUAUAGGACAAUCUACCGUGAAUGUUCACUACAAAGUACAGAUCGCACUUUCGUCACGCUUUGGCGGAUUUGAGCAACAGAUAGACUGCUUGGUUCUACCGAAAUUAACCGUUAGUCUCCCAAGUCGUAGUGUUGAUAUAUCUCGCUGGACCAUUCCGCGCCAUUUGCCACUGGCUGAUCCGAGAUUCAAUAUUUCGCAAGGAGUCGAUCUCAUUGUUGGAGCAGAAUUAUUUUACACUCUUCUCGAAUCUCAAAGACUAACCCUUACUGAUGGAUAUCCUAUUUUACAGAAAACCGUAUUGGGAUACGUGGUCUCUGGAAAGGCUACUGCUCAUGCGCCUGAGACGGUGGUGUGCCACGUCGCUGUUGAUCAAGACCUCAAUGCUCAACUGGAACGAAUGUGGGAGGUCGAAGAUUUCGAUGUAGGACGUGCACUUACGCAGGAGGAGCAACAGGUAGAAGAGCAUUUCAUUCGCACGGUGACCCGUGAUAGCAGUGGACGUUACAUGGUGCGGUUACCGCUCAAAGAGUCUCGUGUCCCAUUCCUAGGGGAUUCCUACAAGCCUGCUGUGAACAGAUUUUCGAUGAUGGAGAGACGUUUCGCCAAGGACAACGAGCUGCGUGUGGCGUACACACAAUUUAUGGAGGAAUAUAUAAAACUGGGGCAUAUGGAAGAGUGUUCUCGCGGCGCGGGCCCGCAGUUUUGUCUCCCGCAUCAUGCUGUACGUCGACCAGAAAGCACGACCACUAAAACCAGAGUGGUGUUCGAUGCGAGCAGCAAAUCGCAUGGUCAAUUGUCGCUGAACGAAGUCCUUUUCACUGGUCCAACAGUUCAACCAGCUCUGCUCGCCGUGGUAGCGAACUUCCGGGUACCCAAGUACGUAUUCUCUGCCGAUGCCGAGAAAAUGUUUCGGCAAGUGUGGAUGCAUCCGGAUGAUCGAAAAUUUUUGACGGUCGCGUGGCGAUCGGAUCCGUCACUACCGUUGAAGUUCUAUCAGCUGAAGACCGUGACGUAUGGACUUGCCUGUUCCCCUUAUCAAGCCGCCCGUGUAUUGAACAAGCUCGCUGAGGACGAUGGGGAUCGAUAUCCACUAGCCGCACCAAUAGUUACGAAGUGUUUCUAUGUGGAUGAUGCCCUUGCUGGAGGAGAUGAUCUGGACGAGGUUGCAGAAAGUUGUCGUCAGCUACAGGAACUUCUCGCUCGAGGGGGGUUUACUCUACGUAAGUGGUAUGCUAAUGAUUCGAACGUUUUGCGUCAUAUACCUAGUGAACUCUGCGGAACCCCUGGUCCAACCGAAAUAGGACGAGGCUCAAUAACAACAGCAUUGGGGCUGAUAUGGAAUCCAUGCACAGAUCAGCUCAGUUUCCAAGUCCCGGAUUUGGGGAACUUGCAGGUCGUUACCAAGCGGACGGUGGUGUCGGAAAUGUCAAGACUCUUUGACCCGCUAGGACUUUUGGGGCCAGUGGUUAUCAGCGCAAGAAUAUUCGUCCAAGGAUUAUGGGCAAGACAACUCGGUUGGGAUGAAGAAUUGCCAGAACAAGAUGGACAGUGGUGGCAGGUAUUCCGCGAUGAAUUAGCGCAACUAAAGAAGAUUACAGUCUCUCGUCACGUUGUCCCCAACUGUCGCCAAGAUUAUCAGUUGCAUUGCUUCUGCGAUGCGUCGUCGAAAGGCUACGGAUGUUGUAUAUAUGUGGUUGGACCAAAUGUUGGAGGCAAAAUAGAAAGCAAGCUACUGAUUGCCAAGUCACGAGUCGCUCCUCUACGCGGAUUGUCCAUUCCAAGGCUAGAACUAUGUGCGGCCGUUCUUGGCAGCCAGCUGAUUCAUAACCUGCGUACAACUACGGACUUUCAAGGCCCUGCGGUGUUUUGGUCUGACAGCACCGUUGUAUUACACUGGAUCAAAUCACCUCCGAAUGAGUGGAAGGUAUUCGUCUCCAAUCGUGUGGCGGAGGUGCAACGUCUCACUCGAGGAGUACCGUGGAACUAUGUCCCGACCGAGCUUAACCCUGCGGAUCUCAUAUCGCGCGGGAUAAAUCCUAGCCAAAUUAUAGAUGAUCGGAUGUGGUGGUAUGGACCACCAUUGCUAACUAAACCGACUAUGACUUGGCCGAAAUUUCCAUCGAAUUCAUCGAUAAGCCAUAACAUUGAGCAGGAGAAACGUGCAGUCGUCGUGCUUACUACUACCGAAAUCGAUGAUUCCAUAUUCGUAAGAUAUUCGGAGCUAGGGAAGCUAUUGAAAGUGGUGGCCAUGUGCAUUCGAUUUGGUACUAACUGUCGAUGCCCGAAAGCAGUACGAGUUUUCGGGAACCUUACUCCUGCAGAGAUCGACAGAGCGUUAAAAUCCAUGGUACGCCUAGCUCAGGUGAACAGCUUUCCCAAGGAAAUUCAACAACUCAAAUGCCAUAAGCUUGAUCCCACAAAACCCAUCGAGUUUGAUACCAAAUCUGCUCUUAAAACUCUGAACAUUCGUCUUGAUCAGUCCGAUCAUUUACGCUUGGAUGGUCGACUGGUAAACGCUGCAGGUCCAUACGAUUCUAAAUUCCCUUUGAUUCUGCCAGCUAAACAUCCACUUAGUUUCUUAAUAGCGCGUUCUCUACACCACAGGACGGCCCAUGCAGGACCUGGGCUGUUACUAGCAACCAUGCGCCAAAGGUUCUGGCCGAUGCGUGGGCGCGAACUGGUUCGAAAUGUUGUUCGAAAGUGCAUUACUUGCUUCCGUUGCCGACCGGCAGAUUAUCAUCAACAGAUGGCACCCCUGCCAGCAGUUCGUGUAGUGCCAUCCAGAGUAUUCUCCAAAGCUGGUCUAGACUACUGCGGGCCAUUUAACGUUCGUCCGUUGUACGGGAGGGGGGCCAACGUGAAAAUGUACGUCGCGAUUUUCGUUUGCCUGGCGGUAAAAGCGGUACACAUCGAAAUCGUUCCGAACCUUACGUCCGCCGCGUGCAUUAACGCGAUCAAACGGUUUGUGGCUCGACGCGGUCGGUUAAUCGAGCUGCAAUGCGAUAACGCGACAGCUUUCGUCGGGGCUGAUCGCGAGUUGAAGUCGUUACGUCGCCGGUAUCUCGAGCAGUUCAAGACGGAGGAGUGGAAGGGCUAUUGUAUCGAUUCUGGAAUCUCCUUUCGUUUUAUUCCGGCCCGCUCUCCGCAUUUCGGGGGUCUGUGGGAGGCCGGAGUGAAGUCCUUCAAACACCAUUUUCGCCGAAUUUUUGGUGCCAGUUCCUACACUUUGGACGAAUUCACGACGGCAGCGACCCACAUCGAGAGCAUUCUAAACUCCCGGCCUCUCACUCCCCUCACUGAUCAUCCAGAUGAUCUCGCUGUGCUGACGCCUGGCCAUUUCCUGGUCGGCGAACCAAUGUUCUCCAUCCCAGAGCCGGACAUGACAAAUGACCAGGUGUCUCGGCUCUCUCGAUGGCAAGAGCUACGCCGCUCUGUCCAGAAUUUUUGGAAACGUUGGUCCAGAGAUUAUAUUAGUCAACUACACCAGCGAACCAAAUGGAGGACUCCAGCGCAGAAUAUCUACAAGGGAGCUUUGGUGCUUCUGAAGCAAGAGGAGCUGCCACCGUUCAUGUGGAACAUUGGAAGGGUGGAAGAAACCUACACGGCAGCCGACGGUUUGGUGCGUGUAGUUCUCGUACGUACGAACCGCGGAGUAUACAAACGGGCAGUCACCGAGGUACGAGUACUGCCAAUUGAUGGCCACGAUACCAAUAAACUACCCACCGCCAGGAUGUUAGACGACGAUCGUUGA
This is a messenger RNA of Topomyia yanbarensis, 5445 nucleotides long. RefSeq lists its product as uncharacterized. Gene Ontology annotation, biological process: DNA integration. The transcript has a single exon. The record is from RefSeq and is a predicted model, not a curated record. Gene Ontology annotation, molecular function: zinc ion binding; nucleic acid binding. The coding region runs from base 1 to 5445 and encodes 1814 amino acids. NCBI's taxonomy places the organism in Eukaryota, Metazoa, Arthropoda, Insecta, Diptera, Culicidae.